Messenger RNA from Gongylonema pulchrum, 1249 nucleotides. The record is from the annotation of a GenBank genome assembly. NCBI's taxonomy places the organism in Eukaryota, Metazoa, Nematoda, Chromadorea, Rhabditida, Gongylonematidae.
AGAACAAGAAAUCCAGGGCGGCGAAUCAGCUAGGGAUGAGGAAGGCAGCAGUGUGCCCACAGAUGUUAUCUCGUAUCUCUCAUCGAGCAACUUCACAUCGCUGCAAGAUUCCGUUUCAAAAGCAACAUUGCAAUCGAUCGCCGAGAUGGGCUUCGUCAAAAUGACUGAAAUACAAGCGAAAUGCAUCCCACCAUUACUUGAGAAACCGAAAAUUAAGAUGAGUGAUCAGUACAUGCCGUCACCUGGCCGUGACAUUCUGGCAUCAGCAAAAACAGGAAGUGGCAAAACAUUAGCAUUCCUUGUUCCUGCCGUUGAACUGCUCAAGCACCCCUCUUUGACACAUGGUUUAGUGAUGGGUGGUGCAAAUCGUCAAGCGGAGGCGCAGAAAUUGGCUCGGGGAAUUAGCUUCCUGGUUGCUACCCCAGGUCGCCUGCUUGACCAUCUACAGAACACCGAAGAUUUUAUGGUGAAGAAUCUGAAAUGUUUGAUUAUCGACGAAGCGGAUCGUAUAUUGGAUAUCGGCUUUGAAAUUGAAAUGCAACAAAUUCUUCGGGUCCUUCCAAAAAAACGACAGACGAUGUUUUUCUCAGCAACACAAACUGCCAAGGUUGAUGAACUUAUCAAAUCUUCGCUCCGUACGGAUGUCGUCCGAAUAGGUGUUGACAAAAAGCCUGCAGAAAAUGACGACGAACUAGCAACUGUUUCUGGUCUCCAACAGGGUUACGUUGUUUGUCCGUCGGAUAAGCGAUUUUUGUUGCUGUUCACUUUUCUGAAAAAGAAUCGCGAGAAAAAAGUUAUGGUAUUUUUCUCGUCAUGCAACUCGGUGAAGUAUCAUCACGAGCUGCUCAACUACAUUGAUAUCCCUGUGCAGUGCAUACAUGGUAAACAAAAGCAGCAAAAACGAACAUGCACAUUCUUUUCAUUUUGCCAAGCGAAAUCGGGCAUUCUGCUCUGCACAGAUGUAGCUGCUCGCGGUCUCGACAUACCACAGGUCGACUGGAUUGUGCAGUAUGAUCCACCAGAUGAGCCACGUGAAUACAUCCAUCGAGUUGGACGUACGGCACGUGGCAUUUCGGGAACCGGUCAUGCAUUGUUGAUUUUACGCCCCGAAGAGCUGGGAUUCCUUCGCUACCUAAAACAUGCCAAAGUUGUGUUGAACGAAUAUGAAUUUUCGUGGAGUAAAGUGGCCAAUAUACAACCGCAGUUGGAGAAACUCAUCGCCCAGAAUUAUUAUUUAAACAAAUCUGCU